Messenger RNA from Pestalotiopsis fici W106-1, 3054 nucleotides. RefSeq lists its product as uncharacterized. NCBI's taxonomy places the organism in Eukaryota, Fungi, Ascomycota, Sordariomycetes, Amphisphaeriales, Sporocadaceae. Bases 1 to 3054 code for a protein of 1017 amino acids. Gene Ontology annotation, molecular function: protein binding. The transcript has a single exon. The record is from RefSeq and is a predicted model, not a curated record. Gene Ontology annotation, cellular component: mitotic spindle. Gene Ontology annotation, biological process: mitotic spindle organization; regulation of mitotic cell cycle.
AUGCCUUCCACUCCUUCCAAUCGGUUGAGACAAACGCCGUCCAAUUCUCCGUAUCUUCAAUUACCUGCAACACCGAGGACCCCCAGUCGAGGUCGGUACCUACCAGAACCUCGUUUGUCUCUGAGGCGGGUUAUAGGAACAACUUGCGCCUCGCCUACCGGCCUCGACACUUGUCAGUCCUCGUUCGCGUACAUUGCUGGAGGUGCCGUAGUGGUGGUUGAUGUGGAGGGCGAAACAUACAGCCAACGUUUCUACAGGGCGAGACCAACCGCGAUUCCCCUCUAUGGCACCACGAACCAAGGCCUUACACAAACGACGCCGACGGGCACCCCCAAAGCCAACGAUAGCAGGAAUAGGAUACCCAUCCCGCCUAGAGAAUCAUCCUACGGGGCUUUGGACCGUGCAGAUGCGCCAAAGACGUGGACAAGUCGGGAGCGCAUCAAGGCCGCGACAUGUUUGGCCCUGAGCCGUGAUGGGAAAUAUCUUGCCGUUGGCGAGACGGGCUACAAUCCCCGCGUGCUAAUUUUCGGUCUGCAAGAUAGCUCCUCGGACCGACCACUUGUGUCCAUCAACGAGCACGUGCAAGGAGUCACAGCUGUCGCGUGGUCACCCAACACUAGAUUCCUGGCGUCCCUCGGUUCUGCAAAUGAUGGUUUCUUGUAUCUAUGGAGGAUUGAUCCGAGGACUGGCGCUGCCAAGCUCUAUCAACAGAAUCGCUGCGUAUCAUUUAUUCGUGGAAUGAUUUGGAUGGGAAACAACCUCAUUACAUUAGGUGUUCGUCAUGUCAAGGUCUGGCAAGUGGAGGACCCACAGAGCAACUCGCCCACAAAGUCGAGGUUUGGCAAUGAAGUCAAUUCACCGUCUCAGCCACAAAAGGCAUUGCCAGGUCGCAAUGCCUUGCUCGGUGACUUGAUAGAAGCAACCUUCACCUGCGCUGUUACCGUUAGCGAUACCCAGGCAAUCAUCUGCUCUGAAGCCGGCGACAUCUGUCUGCUCGAGGAAAAUUCCAAGCAGAUCAAGCUGACAAGGAUCCUGAAAAUAGGCUUUGCGACUACCUGUGUUGCGGUUCGGCAUGAGGCGAUCUAUGUCUCGGGCAGCUCUGGGGACUUUGCAAUUCUGAAUCUGGAUCAGUUCUUGCAAGGGGACCUCGACUGUAUCACAAGCACCUCGAAAUCUGACGCCUCUCUUUUGGCCCUCGAUUUCCUAACAGAUAACAUGGUCACGGUCGAUAGCGACCAGUCGAUAAACAUCUGGGAUGCCUCGUAUAUGCCGGGGUCUGGAAGCGAAACAUCAACACGUGCACAGAUCGCUGGCAAUGGAGACACUACACAAGGCGUGGGUGCUAUACCACGGUCAAGUCGGUCAGAAGCUACGUUCUAUACAUGGUCUGGGUCUGGUAGCAUUCAGCUUUGGGAUACGCAGGGAAACAUCAAGGAGUCCUUCGACGUGGCCCUCGAGAACGCUACUUUCCAGAACGACGGCGAGCCAGUCAAUCAAAUGACUGCGUGCACAACUACACCAGCUGCCGAUUAUUUCAUCACUGGUGACAAACUGGGAGUGUUGAAGGUGACGGAUGCCGAAACAAAGCAAUGUGUUUUUGAGACCAAGGCACAUUCCAGUCAUUGUCAGCAACUCGCCGCCUUUCAGGAUGAGUCGAACUUCAUGAUUGCAUCGUCUGGUAGAGACAGGACUGCCCAAUUGUUCCACCGGACAUCUUCUGGUCGAUUUGAAUUAUUCCAGACGCUCGAGUUCCCUUCCAAAGUAACACAGGUUCUCAUUCCAUCUCGAGACAAGAUUAUCACGAGCUCAUUGGACCGCUCUUUGCAAGUAUACGAAAUUGUCCGCAAGGAGUCUGAUGGCGAUGACUUGGCAGCUUUCCCAGUCCGGUCAUUUCCUCUCAAGACAUCACCAACAUCAGUUGUCGUGUCGCCAGAUGGCAAAUCAAUCAUUGUGUCCUUGACAGAUCGGUCAGCCUAUAUAUACGACCUCGAGACUGGUAAAUUGGUAAAAUCUUUCAAGUGCACAGACGAGGUCGGCGUUGAGUCGGUAGUGCUGGACUCUCUCAUUUGUCGGCCUGAAAAGGAGCGAGAACCUCCCUUUCUCCUAGGACUUUCGAAUACCGACAAGUCUGUCAGACUAUACAAUGCCACGACAGGCGCGUUCCUGGACCGCGAAUGGGGGCACACGGAAGGUAUCACUGGCGUGACGCUGGUUGAGGAAAAAGACGGCUCCGAGAAAGUCGUCAGCGUGGGAUCGGAUGGGACCAUCAUGUUAUGGGGUCUCGGGUCAGAAGAGCAGGUGACAGGCUCAGCAAGUCGCGAUCCUUCCCCUGCCGGAGAUGUCUCCACUGCCGGUCGAGCUCCUUUGAGACGUGUCAGGUCCAAGGCUGAUCUGAGAGAGUUCCAGAGACCCUCAUCAGUCGCCUCAGGAAGACGGUCAUCGCCCCCACAAACCCUCACCAAGAAACGGUCUCUCUAUGGUUUGACGGGAUCAGCUCCUUUGCGAUCACCAACUUCCACUUUCCAAUCGAGUCCUUCCACUGUCAGGGGCAGCAUGCAUGCUAGGAAAACAUCCUCCGAUAGUCAGGUAUCAAGCCCACCUAUUAGUCCCAAGGUGCGGUCGAUUAGGCGUCCCUCUAUGCCGGCUAUGGACUCGAAGAAAACGAAGAGUUCGUCGAGUUUGAGAGGAGCCAUGAGUCUGACUCUAGCCACGGAGAAUGUUUGCCGAGCGCUACGAGAGUUUCGAAAGAAGCUGGAGUCGGAAGCCAGGGUCAGCGAAAGCGCGUUAGCAGAGCUAGACCAUGAGCUCCGUUUGACGUCUCUAGCCUUGGGUGACCAAGCCAAGCAGAGUCGAGAGCUCAGCAACUCUGUGAUCGAAAACAUCCUCGAUCAAUAUUCCAAUAAGCUAGCAUUGAUGCUAGACGAAAAAUUACAGCUCAACAGCCAGUCGUCGGGAAGACAGGAUACGCCCUCGCCUGAUGAUGAGCAUCGUCCGAACUCGUCGGGGGCCGAGUCGCUUUCAACAGCAACAACAGAUUCCAACUACAGUUCAUAA